Molecule: messenger RNA, 681 nt
Organism: Brassica napus (rape)
Lineage: Eukaryota; Viridiplantae; Streptophyta; Magnoliopsida; Brassicales; Brassicaceae
Exons: 2
Coding region: 1-681 (226 amino acids)
Molecular function (GO): zinc ion binding
Source: RefSeq, a predicted model, not a curated record
AUGGUUAGAAUUGCAAAGAGAAACAAGAAGUCGCUUAGGCGCCAGCAGAGGUUUGCAAAAUAUGUGGUUGAAAUGCUAAAGUCUGAGAAAGAAGAUGCUGACAAGUGUAUAACGACUCCAGGAACUCAUGGUGUGUUUGAUGUACGGCUUUCAGGACAGACAUAUGACGUCAAUACUAAUAGGAUGACUUGUACAUGCGGGAAGUGGCAGAUAACUGGUAUUCCAUGUGAGCAUGCGUAUGGAGCAAUGAUAGAUGUAGGCUUAGAUGUUGAUGAAUAUGUUUCUGAGUUCUUCUCAACACAUCUAUGGCAACAAACUUACAGUGAGUCGAUCAACACGGUUAGAGGUCCACGUUUCUGGAUGAAAAAGGAUAAGUACAAGUUGGUUGUUGAAGCACCUGAGCCUGCACUUCCUGGUAGGAAGAAGAAAAACAAGAAAAAAAAGUUUCCGAGAUUCAAAGGCAAAAAUGAAUCGCUAAAGAAGAAGAAGAAGACAGUAGAGACUCUUGGAAGGAAAGGUCGCACCAUGCAUUGUUCUAAAUGUGAAGAAACUGAUCAUAAUGCAGCAACAUGCAAGUUACACCCGAAGAAAAAGAUCAAGAAAGAGCCUAAAGAGAAGGAACAAGGAAGCACUUCGGGUCUCAAUGGCACGACACACCAAUCUCAAACAAUUCAAGACUAA